UCAAAUGAAUGGUUGAUACCAGUCAAUGGCUGCUGAUGAGGGAAUCUGACAUUCUGGUCCACGCUCCAUACCAGUUGAUGGCGGUAAUGUAUCAUUUUUGUUGUUUGCCAACAGCCAAUAAACAUCAAAAAAGAAGAAGAAGAGGGAAUCUGAUUCAGGUGUGUGGGGAACAGAAGGACCUAAAAGCUGCAGGGUGGAAUCUCUCAAGCUUCAUCGAUGCGCCAAGAUGACGCACAUCUCCGCUCUCCUGGCUCUCACUGUAACAUCAGCUCUCCUGGGCUGCACGGCCGCGCGAGCCUCCAUCCACUGCAGCUGGUCCAAAGUUUCUUCCAACGGCCAACUGGACGUCAGCUUCCUCCGGGGGGAUCCGCACGGCAGCGCCGCGGCACCGCGCCUGUACCACGGCGUCUGGUCCGGGGAGCGCGCUCUGCUCGGCUGCACCUGGAGUGAUGACGCAGCGCUGAUCCAGAGCUACCUGUCUGCGUGCCGGGGGCGCACGCGGGAAUUUAACGACCGCGCGGAGGAAACGUUGGAUCUGGAGUCUUUGUUUGACGCGGAUCGGUGCGUCUCUCUGGCCUCUCCGAGCUUUGCUAAUCUCCCGGAGCGCACAGCAGGGAGACACGUGAGGAGCCUCGGAGAUCAAAGUGAAGGUGAAAGGUCAGAGGUUAGGAUACACGCGCGUGUAAAGCGCGGAUUUAUCGUACCCGGGACUCUGUGGUGCGGCUCUGGCAACAAAGCGCCAUCAUACGCAGAUUUAGGUGUGUUUUCAGACACAGACAGCUGCUGCAGGGAGCAUGACCAGUGCAAACACACCAUCCUGUCCUUCCAGUCCGACUUCGGCGUCUUCAACAGCAACAUCUUUACCAUGUCCCACUGCGACUGCGACAACAAGUUUCGCAGCUGCCUGAUGGAGGCGAACGACAGCAUAGCUGACGUGGUGGGCUACACCUUCUUCAACCUGUUGAAGAUGCAUUGCUUCACCUUUUCUCACCAACUCCAGUGCGCCGAGAGGAACUGGUUCGGAAUGUGUAAAAAGACUCAGAUGGCGCUUCACGCUGACGUCCACUCGCCCACGCUGUACGAGUCCAGUGAGUCCCAAGAGGGCUGCGUCAACAGCACCUGCUCCGACAUCAACUCCACCGCAUCUGCACAACUCCAGGAAACAAACGCGUCUCGUCCGCAUCUGCUGUCCUCCGCCGCUGCCACGGACACGGUCCCCGCAUCCUCUCCCACUCCCUCCGUCACCGCAGCAACCGACUCAACGAACUCCACAGACGCCGAGGCGUCAGCAUCGACUGUGAGGAGAGAUGGCCUGGGGAAUGUUGUACCCUCCACGCCGGUCGCUGUGGUUGGGCAGCACAACGCCGUUACAGAGGAGGACAGGUCUUGUGUUCUGUACAAAGAACUUGAUGAGUGCAAGAACAAGAUCCUACCGCAGCAAAGGAAAUAUGGCCUCCACAACACGGAGACAGGAACGCUUUAUCACUGCAACUGCACCGCCAGACUGUUCCACUCUCUGACUCAACAGAGACAACUGAGCAAAGUGGAGACUCUUCUGAUUGGACACGUGUCUCAGUCCUGCUUCCUGCCCCAGGACUGCGCAUCAAGCAGCAACUGCACUUCGACCGUGGUUAAAGCAGAACUUCCUCGGCUGGACCCAACGAGUGUUGAAGUGGCGAAGCAGCGCCAUCUGCAGGCAGAGAGACGGAGGGGCAGGAGGCCAGACACGACGAAAGCGAAGAGGAAAGACCGAGCCGUGAGACUUUACAAACUGUGUGUGAGAAUGACUCGACCCAAACAAACCGGGAAGAACAGAAAACAAGUCCAAAGCACAGAACCGCCUCGUAUCACAGGAACUCGGGUCAACUGAACGGCCGGUAACAGGGAGGAAAAAAGACAUUGUGAAAUAAAUGAUUAAAAACUGUUUUAUAGGAUUUGAUUCAAACAAAGGAACAAAUUUCAGCUAUUAUAAAUUCUAUUUUUUUUCCCUCUGUGAAAGAUUAUUUGUCAGUUUAAUGUGACUGGACUGUGAGGUAAUUAUUUUAAUCAUUUUCUGACUUAACAGGAAAGUUCCAUAUUAAAAGCCAGACAGAUCAGUAACUACCUCAAGUAAACACUAGGCUUUACAUUUUUUCCUUUGUUUAUAGAGCUGAGGGGGGAAAAAAAAUCAACGUUCAGAAUUCAGCAAAAUUAAGUUUUAGUUGCUUAUACAAAUCAACCUUUAGCAAAUCAUUAUUAUUCUUAUUUCAGCGAUAAUUAGAUUUUAGGUUGAAACAUUAAAUCAAACAACUGAACAUGGAAAACUUACAGACAUAAUUUCCAAGCCAACGCUGUUGAAUAAUAAUCAGCGGAGUUCAUCCUUCUGGAAAUGCAUGCUGUGUUGCCUCAUGACCACGAGGGGGCGGUGGUUUCCAAACUUUGAAACCACAAUCUUUAAUCGGCUCUUAGGCUGACAACAAAACAAGUCGUUUUUCUUCUAUUCUGUUCUUAUAGCAACAUUUCCCCCCAAGCAAUGUAUUUUAGUAAGAAAAAAUUUAUAAAGAAAUAAAAUAAGAAACCGGGAUACAAAGAUUUUCACAAUAAAGGUUGAAUUGAAUUUUUUUUCUCAACAUUUCUAAGAUAACAGGCAGAUAUUUAUUUCACAAUGUCUUAUGUUUUAUUAAGUUAUGGAAACUUCUUUGGGACCCUACAAAAUAUUGCACUAUUAUAUAUUUAUUUGCUCAACCUUUGAGUCACUGUGGAGCUUAAGCCAAACUCCUUCUAGAAUCUGGGAAAUGUAGUUCUUUAGUGAAAUGUAGCAGAAUUUAUUUCUGAGACGAAAACUGAACCUGAGGAUGGUUCACAUCUUUACUGCUAUACUUCAUAUAACGUGUUCAUCUCCUCCAGAUCUGGUGUCUUUCUCUCCCUAGUUGGUUCGAAAAUGUGAAAAAUGACAGCGGCUUCAAAAAUGUUCACACUCCUGUUACUACGCCACCUGUUGGUGAUGUGAGAAAAAAAAAUAAUAAAAAAAGUAACCAUACAUCCUUUCAAAGGUUUUUCAGAUAAUGUGACAUUCAUUAAGUGGAGUUCAACUGAAAAACAAAUCUGUCAGAAAAAAACAAAAAACAGACCUAUUCGAUUAUGAGGGCAAUUUUAACUCCGGCCUUUGACUAGGCCAUCCCAGAACUUUAAUAUUCCCCUAAUAAAGUAUUUAUUUUUCUUGAGCUUCAUCCACCUUGAUUGUAUUUAAAGUAAAGUAAUCUCAGAACAUGAUCCUGCCACUACCAUCCUUUGCUGUUGGAAUAACAAUUCCGAAUGAAUAACUUUUCUCCAAAAAGCUGCACAGGAUAAAUGUCACAUGAUAUGUGGGGGAAAAAAAGUUAUGUACUCAUUUUUCCUUUAAAAAAAAAUCUUUUGUGAACACGUUUGAUAGCUGCUGUCUGUCUGUAGCCCAGCUCCUAGAAGCGCACGUUGAAGUUGUAUUUGUACAGAAUUUUUGUGAAAGCCUUUGUAAAUUUUGGUUGGUGUUGCAAUGAACUGGAAAUCAUUUGUAAAUACUUGUACAUGAGAAGCACUCAUAAAAGUUGAGAUUUAUGAACAUAAAAAA
Molecule: messenger RNA, 3586 nt
Organism: Poecilia reticulata (guppy)
Lineage: Eukaryota; Metazoa; Chordata; Actinopteri; Cyprinodontiformes; Poeciliidae
Gene: pla2g3
Product: phospholipase A2 group III
Biological process (GO): arachidonate secretion; phospholipid metabolic process
Molecular function (GO): A2-type glycerophospholipase activity
Source: RefSeq, a predicted model, not a curated record